CCUUAGUUAACCGCUGUAUUCUUUAGCUAUCGCUUGUUAUUCAAGGUCGUUGAGCGGUUUGGCGUUGGUUCUCCCAACUAGGUUAGGAAGACCUGUCUGUUGCUUGACGGCAGAAACGAGGCAACCUGGAGGGGUCCACUCCAACUCCUCGCUCUCGGGCUGCAGCUUGGGCAGGAACCACACGAUUCGGGUUAUCUCAUUAUGCAAGCAACAACCAAAAGGUCACGCUAACCGCAGCUGCCUCUUCCCAAGGCGUAAACCCAUCCCGCUGUCCAAGCCAAUGAAGCCAUUCUCGUUAUGGACCCUCUUAGUAUCACGGCGAGUCUCAUCGCCAUCUCGCAGCUGACAGUAGUGAUUGUCGACUACCUCGGCAAGGUGAGAGACGCGCCAAAAGAGCGCUCCCGCAUCGCCAUAGAGGUCUCAAACAUCUAUCACCUUCUGACGACUUUGAGAUAUCGUUUCGAGGAUGGAGAGUUUGACGAGCCCUGGUAUCAAGCGAUUACUGUGCUCGCUGCGCAGGAUGGGCCACUCGAUCAGUACCAACAAACACUGGAACGCAUCAAAAAGAAGGCGCAGAAGAUAGAUGGAAUGAAGGGCGUGGUCACGUCCCUCCGCUGGCCGUUUGGCAAGGAGGAGGUGGCGGAACUUUUGGAUAGUGUCGAGCGGUUGAAGACAUUGGUGUUGGUUGCGCUUGAGAUGGAUCAUUUGUAG
This is a messenger RNA of Canariomyces notabilis, 711 nucleotides long. RefSeq lists its product as uncharacterized. Bases 298 to 711 code for a protein of 137 amino acids. NCBI's taxonomy places the organism in Eukaryota, Fungi, Ascomycota, Sordariomycetes, Sordariales, Chaetomiaceae. The record is from RefSeq and is a predicted model, not a curated record. The transcript has a single exon.